This is a messenger RNA of Neoarius graeffei (lesser salmon catfish), 878 nucleotides long. RefSeq names its product fucolectin-like. NCBI's taxonomy places the organism in Eukaryota, Metazoa, Chordata, Actinopteri, Siluriformes, Ariidae. The transcript has 8 exons. The record is from RefSeq and is a predicted model, not a curated record. The coding region runs from base 13 to 687 and encodes 224 amino acids.
UUGAGUAAGAAAAUGGGGAACUCACAGAGGCCUGUGCUUCUUUGUUUAGGGAUAUGCAUUUUUUCACUGCAGUGGAUACUGACCCAUCAGCAAUCCAAUGUGGCCUUAAGCGGAAUAGCAACACAGUCAUCGACAUACAACAACAAAUACUAUGCUUACUUAGCUAAUGAUGGCAACAGAGCAUCUCACUUUUCAUCCUACUCAUGUACUACUACAAAUCCUGAGGAUAACCCAUGGUGGAGGGUGGAUUUGUUGGCAGUGUAUGAUAUUAGGAAUGUAACCAUCACGAACAGGGGUGACUGCUGCCCAGAACGGAUAAAUGGUGCUGAAAUUCACAUUGGCAACUCCUUAGUCAACAAUGGCAACAAUAACCCCAGAUGUGUCAUUAUCUCUAGCAUCCCUGCUGGUGCCUCAGAAAAUUACAUGUGCAAUAUGAAGGGUCGUUUCAUGAAUAUUAUCAUUCCCAAAGUUUCCCAGUUUCUCACUCUCUGUGAAGUGGAAGUGUAUGGGUUUCCAGUGCCUGUGAAUAAGACGGCAUUUCUGAGAUUAAAAUUUAACAGCAGUGAGGAUCUCACCAACUCUAACGUGAAGGACAAAGUUCUUCAAAAGAUGAAAUCUGCCAAUAUCCAAUCAUCAUUAUUUCAGGUCAGCUGGACAAAGGAACCAGAACUGGGAAAAGAAACUUAAAGAAGGGUGGAAGAAAUGCAUCUUAAAUAUGUACAAGAAGAAGAAGGAAGAAGAAGAAGAAGAAGAAGAAGAAGAACAACAACAACAACAACAACAAUGAACAUCAAAUGUGUGAGGUUUGGGUGUAGCAUAUGGAAAACUAGCUAGCUGUACUUCUACAUACUGGUUAGAAGUACAGGGCUUUGUAUCUG